UUUUCCUGCCACUGAGCAAACCAUCAUUUAUAGCGGUAAAAAUGCCUGGAAACGCACUUACUCCAUCAUUGGCUACUCAGCCCAAACCAGAGACAGGGUCAUCCUUUGACAUCAUUGUCGUUGGUGGAGGCGUAUUAGGAACGGCCUUUUCGACAACAUUUGGUAAACAAGGAAGACGUGUUUUGAUGAUAGAGCGUGACCUGAGCGAACCUGACCGCAUUGUCGGCGAAUUGCUCCAACCCGGCGGAUACGAUGCGCUAAAAGAACUUGGACUUACUAACUGCUUGGAGGACAUUGAUGCCAAACCAACAAAUGGCUAUGGGAUCAUCUGCGGUACAGAUACAGUUCAUAUUCCUUAUACGAAUGAUCCUACCACGGGCAAACCUGUACAAGGCCGCGCAUUCCAUCAUGAUAGAUUCAUUCAAAAGCUCAGAACUGCAGCUGCACAGACACCCAACGUAUCAAUUGUGGAGGCAACAGUGAAUGAGAUCCUUUAUGAUGAGGAUGGUGUACGAGCAACUGGCGUUAGCUGCACAAUGAGAGCAAACAGCAUUGAUCUAUCGCCCAAAGGUAUACCAGCAUCGACCAUCACCACGAAGUACAAAUCUCCAAUCGUUGUCAUUGCAGAUGGAUGCUUUUCAAAGUUCCGCAAGCAAUAUAUCAACAAGGAAGUGAAGACAACUUCACAUUUUGUAGGCUUGAUCGUUAAAGAUAUCACUCUCCCCUUCCCAAACCAUGGCAAUGUCAUCUUGGCAACUCCAUCCCCAAUCCUGAUGUACCAGAUUUCUAAAACCGAAACUCGGAUACUCAUUGAUAUUCCAGAUACAAAAUUACCAUCGGCUUCUUCAGGCGCGCUUCGUUCCUAUAUUGAAACCAUAAUCACUCCACAGCUACCUAAAACAAUCCAAAAGGCAUUUCUUCAGGCUUUAAAGUCAGAACGCUUACGAUCCAUGCCCAACAGUUUUCUUCCACCUUCCACGAGUUCUGAACUGGGCAUCAUUGUUCUGGGGGAUGCCAUGAACAUGAGACAUCCCCUCACAGGAGGUGGCAUGACCGUGGCAUUGAAUGAUGUCCUCUAUCUGAGAGAUUUCUUAAAGGCUGAUGGGGUCCUGAAGGAUCAGGAGGUGACAAUGGUGCAGAUGGAACUAUUUUUCUGGAAGAGGAAAGAGUUGAGUGCGGUCAUUAACAUUCUCGCCGAGGCAUUAUACACAUUAUUUUCAGGAACAGACAAGAAUCUUUUGGCUCUUCGUCGUGGCUGCUUCAGCUACUUCCAGAUGGGCGGAGAGUGUAUCUCGGGGCCCGUAGGACUCUUGUCCGGUGUUAACCGCAGCCGUUCAAUGUUGAUCUCUCAUUUUUAUCGAGUCGCAUUCCACACAAUCUGGUUGCUCUUUCAUGACGCUGAAUCUGUUGCAGAGUUUCCACUGUUAAUAUUUAGGGCAAUUGGCAUCUUAUGGACUGCCAACGUUGUCUUCAUGCCUUUGCUCUGGUCUGAGUGCUGGGCAUGA
Molecule: messenger RNA, 1505 nt
Organism: Lobosporangium transversale
Lineage: Eukaryota; Fungi; Mortierellomycota; Mortierellomycetes; Mortierellales; Mortierellaceae
Product: squalene monooxygenase
Exons: 6
Coding region: 42-1505 (487 amino acids)
Biological process (GO): ergosterol biosynthetic process
Cellular component (GO): membrane; endoplasmic reticulum
Molecular function (GO): squalene monooxygenase activity; flavin adenine dinucleotide binding
Source: RefSeq, a predicted model, not a curated record